Molecule: messenger RNA, 1820 nt
Organism: Zootoca vivipara (common lizard)
Lineage: Eukaryota; Metazoa; Chordata; Lepidosauria; Squamata; Lacertidae
Gene: VSNL1
Product: visinin like 1
Molecular function (GO): calcium ion binding
Source: RefSeq, a predicted model, not a curated record
GGCGAGCGCGUGCGCACGGCGGCUCCCUCCAGCCAAAGGAACCUUGAAUUUCUCCGGGAUUUGCUGAUCUGCAGUGCAGAGCAAAAAGCGCAGGAACGUGUUGCAGCUGCUACCUACCGGCUUCGCAGAAGCGAAACGGGAUUUUAAACGGGAGAGGCAAAAGCACGGAUCCAUUCCUUCCUUGAGACCCUUAAGCAGACCUUAAUUAUUAGCAAUUUUUAAUUGUUUUUUAUUAUUUUUAAAAAACCCUGCACCGUUCCGUCUCGGUCUUCAGAGGACAUCGCAAACUGCAUAAUGGGGAAACAGAAUAGCAAACUGGCUCCUGAAGUAAUGGAGGAUCUGGUGAAAAGCACAGAGUUUAAUGAGCAUGAACUCAAACAGUGGUACAAAGGGUUUCUAAAGGAUUGCCCUAGUGGGAGACUGAACCUUGAGGAGUUCCAGCAGCUUUAUGUAAAGUUUUUCCCCUACGGAGAUGCUUCCAAGUUUGCCCAACAUGCCUUUAGAACCUUUGAUAAGAACGGCGACGGGACCAUUGACUUCAGAGAAUUUAUUUGUGCACUAUCUAUCACCUCAAGGGGCAGUUUUGAACAGAAACUAAACUGGGCCUUCAAUAUGUAUGACUUAGAUGGAGAUGGAAAAAUCACAAGAGUGGAGAUGCUGGAAAUUAUAGAGGCCAUUUAUAAAAUGGUGGGCACUGUGAUAAUGAUGAAAAUGAACGAAGAUGGCCUCACACCGGAGCAAAGAGUGGAUAAGAUUUUCAGCAAGAUGGAUAAGAACCAUGAUGACCAGAUCACACUGGAUGAAUUCAAAGAAGCUGCAAAGAGUGACCCUUCCAUUGUAUUACUCCUGCAGUGUGACAUUCAGAAAUGAGCUCAUGUAAAAAUGCUUUCAUGGACUGCACAGAAAUUUAAAUGUUCCAUUCAGUUUGCAGCUAUUUCCACACAUACACAUACACACACACAGACACAAAACAAACAAACAAACAAAAUUGCUUGGACUACCUAUCAAUGGACUUGCUUCUUGUGUUUGAAACACUUGUGUGCAUGAGAAUGUCAAUUGCUACAGAAUUUUAAAAGUAUAUAUUAUAAGAAAAAAAAUGCCACGAUGUGAUGUGUGCAAUGUCAUUUCAUGAGUCUUAUUCCUCCGAUGCCUGUGCAGUAUUUCCAUGCUGCAAUGAACUAUAUACUAUUUAUUGUUCAUGUUUUACUGAUGCUAGUUGUAUGUCUCCUAAACUGGGUAAUGUUAGUGACACUGAAAACCCCAUGGUAGUAUAAACUGUUCAUUAGCAAACAUGACACCCUUCUGCUGUAUGUAGUGGACAGACAGAGGGAAGCUCCUCAGUUCUUGAGUCUGGUCCAGACAUGUGCUUGUACUGUCAGUGAAUAUUAAUGUAUUCAUUUGCAUGACUUUUAGGUUUGCCUUAAUUCUUACCUCAUUUGCAUCCUUUCGACCAGACAAAAAAGAGAGAGCUAUGUCAGAGGAAUGAAGUAUAUGAUGAAACCUUCAAAAAAGCUAACCCUGCUAAAGUGUUCCCUAAAUUGAAAGAUAACAUAUAAAUAUAUAUAUAAAUAUAUAUAAAAAACACAUUUAAAAUACUGUUUUACUGGAAGUUUUAAAAAGUUUUGUUGGGAGUGUAUUAAUUUCUGCUUGAAGUUUUCAUAAGCUUCCAAAGAGGUUGAAAUCAAUGUCCCGAAAUAAAUUUAUAACAUUUGACUUCUCCUUUGUUUUCUUUUACAUGAAUAACUUGUCCGUCUUGGGCGGAGGGCACAACUGCGGCUUGCUGUGAUUUAUAGACUAGUCCACAAAGAAGCCUGUAGAAC